Hyla sarda is the source of this 3317-nucleotide messenger RNA. RefSeq names its product guanylate cyclase soluble subunit beta-2-like. The record is from RefSeq and is a predicted model, not a curated record. Gene Ontology annotation, cellular component: guanylate cyclase complex, soluble. Lineage: Eukaryota; Metazoa; Chordata; Amphibia; Anura; Hylidae. The transcript is spliced from 16 exons. Gene Ontology annotation, molecular function: guanylate cyclase activity; heme binding. Gene Ontology annotation, biological process: cGMP biosynthetic process; response to oxygen levels. Bases 761 to 2965 code for a protein of 734 amino acids.
AACUUUUCCUCUGGGCAGGUUUUGAUAAAUCUCCCCCUUAGUCUUUUACAUAUGAGCAAGGAAUCCUGACUUGAGGGGUCGUCCAGUGAAGUGUGGCUUAUCUACUAAUAUUUGGGAGUGCCAGCAGGUCAUGUCGCAGGGGGUCCGACUGCUGGGACCUUCGCGAUCUCCCAAACAUUGACUGACUCUUUUGGCUUAAUGGAGCAGUGAGGCAAGCAUGCAGACUGCUGCUCUAUUCACUCUCUGGAGCCGUUGGAAAUACGUUUUAGGCACUAAAAUACCCCGUUUACUCAGAAAGUAAGUAGGGGUAAACAUUGGCCCUCAUUUACUAUUCUAAACCCGACUUGUUUUGUCGGGUUUUUUUGGCGCAUCUUUGUCUGCGACAUGUCGCAGACAUCGUGCGCCAGUCUGCGACACAAUGCAACGUUUUUUCCCGACGGACCCGAUGUGGAUUCUCCCAAACCCGAAAAAGGGGCGUAACCCGACAUUUCUGAGCUUUCCCACGUAUUUAUAAAGGUUUCCAAGCCGAAUUUGUUGAAUUGUUGUGGAUUUUUUCCCGACAGCUCAGAGGAGUUGGAAACCAAAACCUACAAAACCCACGUGCGACAAACAGGAUGCAACAUAAUAAUAAAUACCAGGGGGAAAAAGCAGUCGGUGCCCAUUUUAGCUAUUGCCAUGUCUACAUCCUCCCUCCUACAAGCAGGUGUGUUCAAUGCCAGGUGCCUGUAUAUAACCUGUCCCCCUUGGCAUAGUAUAGAUAAUGCCACUGGUGAAUGAGAGAAGAUUAUUACAGGGAUCCACUAACAAGCCAUCCACAGGGAGCAGUCACACUGUCUUUUUACUGAGAACCAUGUAUGGAUUUAUUAAUACCUGUUUAAAAUCACUUGUGAUCGAAAAAUUUGGGGAGGACACCUGGCAAGAAUUAAAAAUCCUUGCUGAGGUCCAGGAUACAUUUAUGACUUAUGAAGUUUAUGAUGAUGUAAUUACACUGAGAAUGGUCAAAGAAGCUUGCAAAAUGCUUAGUCUAUCUGAAGAAGAAGUCCUGAAGCUAUUUGGAGCUUAUUUCUUCUCCUUCUGUAAGCAGUCUGGAUACGAUCGAAUGUUAAGAACUUUGGGAGGGAAUCUAACAGAGUUUAUUGAGAAUCUAGAUGCUCUUCAUAGCUUCCUGACGCUUUCUUACAAGGAAAUGAAUGCUCCUUCCUUUCGAGUGGAAAAAACAAAUGAUGGGACCAUGCUCCUUCAUUACUACUCGGACAGAAUAGGUUUAUGUCACAUAGUUCCAGGAAUUAUAGAAUCUGUGGCGAAAGAUUUCUUCAAUAGUGAUGUAACCAUGCGAAUCAUCUAUCAAACUGAGGAGAAGGAACGCACGGGAAAGAGAGAACACGUCAUCUUUGAAGUUCUCCAGAAGUUGGAGGGCCAAAAAAGAAGCAUUAAACCAAAGAAGAAUUCGGUAAAUAAAGCACAAGAGAUCAGGGAGAGUCAGAGAGAAGUAAUGCAAUCAAAUGAUACAAAUAAUGUUCUGGUAAAGAAGACUCGCUGGGAUAUCAUCAGAAAUGUUGUUAGGUUUGGAAAAGGAAGUUUGCUAAGUACCUUUCAGCCAGUGUAUCCCAGCAGACUGUGGAUGGAUGAGAAGGCAUUCUGCAAUGAGUUCCCCUUCCAUAUUGUGUUUGACAAACAACUGAAAGUGAAGCAGGCCGGAGUGAACAUACAGAAAUAUGUGCCAGGAAUCCAAACUAUGGACAUCACAUUAGAUGACUAUUUCACUAUAGUCCAUCCUCAAGUUACUUUCACCAUUUCUAACAUUCAGAUGUUUACUAAUAGUCAGUUUGUUCUGAAGACAAAGAAAGAGAUGAUGCCGGAAUCCUGGAAGAAGCAUCCAAUGCUGAAGCUCAGAGGACACAUGAUAUGGAUGGAUUCCAUACAAUGUAUGAUCUACAUAUGUUCUCCGAAGCUGCGCAGUUUGCAGGAAGUAGAAGAGAGGAGCAUGCAUAUAUCUGAUAUAGCCAAACAUGAUGUAACAAGAGACCUCAUUCUUUUGAACCAUCAAAGACUGGCAGAAAUGGAGCUGUCCAACCAGCUGGAGCGAAAGAAGGAAGAGCUGCAUAUAUUGUCUAAAAACCUGGAGAUUGAGAAGAAAAAAACCGAGGCAUUGUUGUAUGCUAUGCUUCCCCAGCAUGUGGCCAACCAGUUAAAGGAAGGCAAAAAGGUCCAAGCAGGAGAGUUUCAGACGUGUACAAUACUUUUCAGUGAUGUGGUGACAUUCACGAACAUAUGUUCUGCUUGUGAGCCCAUCCAAAUAGUCAACAUGCUGAAUGCAAUGUAUUCAAGAUUUGAUCGCCUGACAAGUGUGCAUGAUGUCUACAAGGUUGAGACCAUUGGCGAUGCUUACAUGGUGGUUGGAGGAGUACCAGUUCCUGUUGAAACUCAUGUGCAAAAAGUGGCCAACUUUGCCCUGGGCAUGAGAUUAGCAGCAAAAGAAGUUAUAAGCCCUGUAUCUGGAGACCCUAUUCAGAUCAGGGUUGGGAUCCACACUGGGCCUGUGUUAGCUGGAGUUGUUGGAGAUAAGAUGCCACGGUACUGCUUGUUUGGAGACACGGUGAAUACAGCUUCCAGGAUGGAAAGCCACGGGGUUCCAGAUAAAAUUCACCUCAGUCCAACAAGUUUCAAUGCCCUGAAACAUCUAAACUUUGAAAUUGUGGAAAGAGGAGUCAUUGAAGUAAAAGGCAAAGGUAAAAUGAGGACAUAUUUCUUGUUAAAGAAUUUGCAGUUAUCAGAAGAGGAAAUUAUGGGAAAGCAAAAUCAUCAGGACCCAGAGCCAAAUCCUAAGUGCACUAUAGACUCAACUGAAUUGGGAAAUUCUGAGGCUUGUACUGAAACUGAAUCGGUAGAGAAAGGGGAAACAGAAGAGAAGAGAGGUGAUCUGCAUGGGACAGAGUCCAUGUCCAAGACGUGUCGUCUACUGUAGAUUACCCAAGAGACUUUAUAAAAACAUGUCCAAAAGAAUGAACAACGUAAAUAAAACAGAACACAAACAUGAAAAGUCAACAGCUGUUGAGAACUCGGCAAGUUUAGGAACUACCACACUAAGCCUCAAAUUCUCAAGAUUGCAGGGUUUCCGAAAAGUCUGACCUCACUGAUCAGAAAGUGAUGGUAUCUGUAGCCUAACCUUAGGUUUUCUAAAGUAGGCGUUUUUGUAGGCUUGGCCCCUUUGGAUUGGUUUUAUCUUUUUUUUUAAAGGAAACUGACAGAUGGACCACCCCCCACUAACAGGUGGUUAGUAUCGGUGAUCCUGAGUAAAACCAUGUAUUCCUUACCCC